AUGACUGUUGUGGCAGACCCUCUCGCCAUCCUACCACCAGAGAUAGUCCUGCGGGUCUUGGAAUUCUCUUCAGUCUCAGCCCUCGCAUCCCUGACCGCAGUCUCCAAGGCGUGGAACGAAUUUAUCGACGUCACCCACCAAGAAGCCAUAUACACCUCCGAAUCCAAAACCGCCCAACCCCUGGGAGGUUCUCGCGAUCUUUCAUUCCUCUCGGACAGCCGUAGUUUCUCCAAGCUAUUUGAGAACACGGCAUCAUGGAAAGACCUAUGCAAGUACCAGACAUUGCUUGCUCGCAAUUGGGCCAAGCAGCACCCAUCUACCCAUGAGUGGGCGAUGCAAAUAGGCAAUGACCCUGUCUGGCGCUUCCGUGCUGAUUUCAAGCGCCGAAUAUUUAUUUCCACCUCCCAUGCUGGUGGUCUGAACGUCACUGAUAUGGACACGGGCCGAAUCCUCUGGCGACUCCCCUCCACGCUGGAUCGUGACGAGGACUCUGUUCGCCCAUUCGCGCAUCUAGAGUACCAGGAUGGAAUGGCAGUGUUCGACCGCGAAGGGGAUGCCGUUGAAGUCUGGCAGACAGACCUGGAAGACACUUCGCGCGGAGAGUUCCGACGCACUGCGGUCUUGUCCCACAAUUGCCAGACAAGAGGCUUUCAAUUAUCCUACUGGACCCUCUGUGUGGUGUCUAACAAGGGCCAGGGGUUUCCCCCCAAGUUGACUGCCCACCUGGAGAUCGAGCGCGGCGCUGUUGGCCAUCUUGAUCAGUGUGAGGAUGCGGUGAUUUACUCGAUAGGCACGAAAGGCUAUUAUGCCUACGACAAGAAAUCAGGUGCAUUUUUAGGCGCAUUGCAGCCGUCGUAUUGCACAGACAGAUAUCACAUCCGUCCACCUCCCGCCGACCCUGCACGAUACCAUACAGAGAGCUCAAAUAAAGACUGUCUGGAGCCGAUCAAAAUUGCGAAGGGUCCUCUCCAACCCCCGGAGGAUCCUGAUCAUGUCUACAACCAGGAAGACGAGUGGGGAGCAGGAAUGUUGAACGGAGAUCUCUUCGUCGGUUUCUCUCGUGCCGGCCGUGUUUUCGUGUGCUACGAUUGGCGAAAAGCCCUUCGCGACCAAGAAAGCCUUGUAGCACAUAGCUCAAUUAUUGAAUGCGAGUCAGACGGUGAAAGCUUUGACUUGGGCGGUUGGUUGGCAGUACACAACCAUCGCCUGAUGUUCGAGAUCAAGGAUCGGGCCUAUGUCGUUGCACUUAACGAUGAUAAUAGGAUUCAAGAUGUCGAAUGCCCCACCCGCGCUUCAUACGCGUUGUUAAACAGCUCUGCGGCGCACCUGGCUGUAGCAAUCAGCUUCAUGGCAUUCAGUGAUGACGCGAUUAUGACCACUUACACUACUCUUGGCUUCCGUCAAGCCCCUUCCAACAUUCCAGGUGAUAUACUCCCACCUGAGCGCGAAAACGCGCCUCGCAUCUUCCCGACAAAGGUUAUUCGUAUCAUUAGUCUAGCCCCUGACCUCUCCAAUAACAAAACCCACUCAUCUGGAAACCCAAUGCUGCCGAACGAAGAUCCUUUUUCUCAUUGGCCCAACUGGCGCACGGAAACUGGGCUCUUUCAAUUGAUCAGCAUGCUUGGUGAUGAGGCAGAUCCGGCAGAUCGAGCGAGGUUGGCGGCUAGGCUCAGAGAAUUCGAUGAUGAGUUGGGGUUGGCCGAGGGCUCGGACUCGGACUCAGAUGAGCUUAAUAUUUGA
Penicillium lagena is the source of this 1740-nucleotide messenger RNA. Its product is annotated as F-box protein. Gene Ontology annotation, molecular function: protein binding. The transcript is spliced from 3 exons. The record is from RefSeq and is a predicted model, not a curated record. Bases 1 to 1740 code for a protein of 579 amino acids. Lineage: Eukaryota; Fungi; Ascomycota; Eurotiomycetes; Eurotiales; Aspergillaceae.